Molecule: messenger RNA, 1343 nt
Organism: Oldenlandia corymbosa var. corymbosa
Lineage: Eukaryota; Viridiplantae; Streptophyta; Magnoliopsida; Gentianales; Rubiaceae
Source: the annotation of a GenBank genome assembly
GAUAAAACAACCCGAAAAAUCAAUCAAACCCCUCCUUAUUGAGGUUUUCCCCAUCUCUCUUUGCAAGAAGAAAAAUUAGGGCAGAGAAGAAGGAGAGUAAUGGAUCGGGAAUGGGGUUCGAAGCCUGGCAGCGGAGGCGCUGCCUCCGCCCAAAACGAGGCCAUUGACCGUCGCGAACGGUUGCGCCGACUUGCACUGGAGACAAUCGACCUCGCCAAGGAUCCCUACUUUAUGCGCAAUCACCUCGGAAGCUAUGAGUGCAAGCUGUGUUUGACACUACACAAUAAUGAGGGGAACUAUUUAGCUCAUACACAAGGAAAACGCCACCAGACUAAUUUGGCUAAGAGAGCAUCUCGUGAAGCUAGGGAAGCUCCCGCUCAGCCUCAGCCUCACAAGCGCAAAGUAUCUCUUAAAAAAUCAGUUAAAAUUGGGAGGCCUGGAUAUAGAGUAACUAAGCAAUUUGAUCCGGAGACGAAACAGAGGUCGCUUCUCUUCCAGAUUGAAUACCCAGAGAUUGAGGACAAUACCAAACCAAGGCAUCGGUUUAUGUCUUCCUUCGAGCAGAAAAUCCAACCGUUUGAUAAAAGAUAUCAGUUUCUUUUGUUUGCCGCCGAACCUUAUGAAAUCAUUGCUUUCAAGGUUCCAAGUACAGAGAUUGACAAGUCAACGCCCAAGUUCUUCUCACACUGGGAUAAGGACUCAAAAAUGUUUACGUUGCAGUUGUACUUCAAGACAAAGCCACCAGAAGCCAACAAACCUCAAACUUCGUCUGCACCCAAUGGAGUGCCACCCCCACCACAGGCUCCUCCUUUGCCACCACCACCACCUCCUGCAGGAAUUCCACGAGGCGCUCCCCCACCUGGUUCAAUUCCUCCCCCACCUAUGGCUAAUGUUCCGAGGCCUAUGCCUCCAGGUGGGGCCUUACCUGCCCCUCCCCCUCCUCUUCCAGUUGGUGGCCCAAUGGCUAAUUUCACUCCAAGUAAUCAAAUGGGAGGACCCCCAAUGAUGCCUCCACAAGCUUUCCAAGGGCAACAAAUGCAAGGCUAGGGAAUUCGGCAACAUACCUCCAUCCUUGGCUGUAUAAAGAAACUUUUCUGUUUCUUUAAAUCUCUGUUUUUUUCUUUUUGAGUCCCAAUGGCAUUGAAUUUAGCUGUGAGUCUAGACUCUAGAGAUAGUAGACAGCUUCGUUAUGAGCUGAAAUUUACUUGUAUUCUGUUGCCGGUUAUUCAAGGGGUCUAGUGAAGUAUUUUGUGAAAUGGUAUCUGCAUUUUGGACAGCUCUCUCUCUCUCUCUCACACGCGCGCGCACACGUAAUAAUACUACAUCUACGAAAGUAAUUUUUA